Messenger RNA from Phytomonas sp. Hart1, 1170 nucleotides. The record is from the annotation of a GenBank genome assembly. Lineage: Eukaryota; Euglenozoa; Kinetoplastea; Trypanosomatida; Trypanosomatidae.
AUGCUCGCCGCGGCCUCCGCGGUGAAGGGGCAGUCCGACCUCCGCAAGUUCGAAACCGCGCGGCGCCUCAAGGGGUCGAUCCAGACCAUCCGCGCCCACUACACGCGAAACUUCGCCGCGGCGGACCGGCGGACCGCCCAGUGCGCCGUCGCCAUGUACUUCGUCGACAAACUCGCCCUGCGCGUGGGGAACGAGAAGGGGGAGAACGAGGCGGAUACCGUCGGAUGCUGCUCGCUCCGCGUCGAGCACAUGGAACUUAAGCCGAAUCACGUCGUCCGCUUCGACUUCCUCGGAAAGGACUCCAUUCGCUACACCAACGAGGUGACGGUGCUGCCCGAGGUUUACGCGCUGCUCAGGAAGUUUAUGCACGGGAAGAAUCGCGGCGAUGACGUCUUUGACCAACUCACCACCACACAGCUCAAUGAUCACCUCAAGUCCUUCAUGGAGGACCUAUCGGCAAAGGUCUUCCGUACCUACAACGCCUCCAUCACCCUGGAUCGGUGGUUCAAGGAGAAACCUGUCGAACCGAAAAGCUCCAUUCCUGAUAAGCUAGCCUACUUCAAUAAAGCAAACACCGAGGUUGCGAUCCUCUGCAACCAUCAGAAAUCCAUCUCGAAGGGGUUCGCCAAGCAAUUCGCGCAAUUAACGGCGAAAUCGGAGUACACGAAGCGAAUUCUUGACGGCCUUCUCAAGGCGAAGGAAACGGCAAAGCGGAAAUCGUUCGAGGCGGCCGUCAAAGAAUUCUUUGAGGAGCAGGAUCGCAUGCAAUACGAGUGGCUGGAUGUGUAUGGAACGGAAGAGCAAAAGAAGGAGUACGCCGAGUUGGUAGCAAACCGUGGGAAGCCGAAGGUUCGUUCCUCCUCUGACAAGAAGAAAAAUAAAAAGAAGACUAAAUCAAGCACAUCGUCUAAAUCCAAGGCCAAGUCGGCGAAGAAGUCCAAACCAAGCAAAAUAAAGAGUACCAAGAAAAAUGGCAAAUCGAAAAACUCCAAAAAGGUAAAGAAGGCCUCACUGAAAAUGAAAACUUCAACAAAGAUAAAGAAGGAGGCGGCGGAUAUUCCCAACGGGAAGACGUCCGCCAACAAUGCGUCGAAAAAGCUCCUGAGCAAGCGUCCUCGUGCUGUCAAAAAGGAAGAAAGCGAAGAUGAUGUUCCUCUAUCCGCACUAUAG